Molecule: messenger RNA, 1926 nt
Organism: Fibroporia radiculosa
Lineage: Eukaryota; Fungi; Basidiomycota; Agaricomycetes; Polyporales; Fibroporiaceae
Exons: 14
Coding region: 1-1926 (641 amino acids)
Biological process (GO): proteolysis
Cellular component (GO): cytosol
Molecular function (GO): aminopeptidase activity; zinc ion binding; metallopeptidase activity
Source: RefSeq, a predicted model, not a curated record
AUGUCUGUCGAUUCAGAUAUCACCACGCAGUCAAACUACACCGAGAUCGCAUCCGAGCAUGUGGAUUUCGAUUGGACGGUCGAUUUUGCGCAGAGCACCAUCUCUGGCUCUGUUACUCAUACCCUAACGGUGAGGAAGGAGAACGUACAACACGUCGUCUUCGACUCGUCUGCACUCGCGAUUGAGAGCGCAGUAGUGGAGGGAAAGAUUGCACAGUUUGACCUGGGUGCUCCUCAGCCUGUCGUGGGGUCCGCUCUUCGCGUUUCACUUCCUGCUGGGCUCAAGACAGACUCUAAAGUCAAAGUCACCAUCUUCUACAAGACUAGCAAGGACUCCAUGGCCCUCCAGUGGCUGGCAAAAGAGCAGACACAAGGGAAAUCUUUCCCUUUCUUGUUCAGCCAAUGCCAACCUAUCUACGCGCGCACGAUGGCACCACUGCAGGACACUUCCUCCGUCAAAGUCACCUACUCCGCCAAAGUGACGUCUGUUCUUCCCGCUUUGCUGUCUGCUAUCCGUGUGUCCCCUCCCUCUGAUGGACCAACCCACGACGGGAAAGUGAUUGGCAAAGAUGCUGUGACUUACGUUUACAACCAGCCGAUUCCAAUCCCUACGUAUCUUAUUGCCAUCGCCGUGGGCAAUCUCCGCUACCGUGCCUGUCCCAGAGUAGAAGGGAAAGAGUGGCAGACUGGGGUUUGGGCAGAACCGGAGACCAUAGAGGCCGCAUACUGGGAGUUUGAGGAAGCCAUCAAUAGGACCUUGAUCAUAGCCGAAACCAUAUUGCCGCCGUACAAAUUUGGUGUAUACGACGUGCUAGUUUUGCCGCCAUCCUUCCCUUACGGUGGCAUGGAAAACACUUGCCUUUCAUUCAUCACACCGACUCUCCUCGUCGGCGACCGCUCGUUGGUCGACGUAGUGGUACAUGAGCUGUCUCAUUCAUGGUUUGGCAAUGGUGUCAGCCCAACAUCGGCGACACACUUCUGGCUUAACGAAGGGUGGACGACGUACACGGAACGACUCCUCAUGCAAUAUCUUCAUACUCCUCAGCAUCGUGACUUCAGCUACCUGGUUGAGUCCAGAUCAAUGUAUGAUGAUCUGAAACGGUACAAGGACCACCCGAAGUACCAGCGUCUCGUAAUCGAGUUUGAGAAGGGAGAGGAUCCCGACGAUGCGUACAGCAGGAUUCCAUACGACAAGGGCGCGAACCUUCUGCUCCAUCUCGAACGAACCAUAGGUGGUCUAGACGUUUUCCUCCCUUACGUUCAUGACUACGUCUCGACCUUCUUGGGCCGAAGUAUUACUACAGAGCAGUGGAAAUCACAUCUGUACUCGUACUUCAAGCAGCAUGGAGGCGAGGAGAAAACCAGGCUACUAGACAGCAUUGACUGGAAUGCGUGGUUCUAUGGCGAAGGCAUCGAGCUGCCCGUCGAGAUGGACUACGAUCAUACUCUCGCAGAACAGGCAUACGCAUUGGCUGCCAAGUGGGACGCAUCAAGAACAAUCUCAGACGUGGCACAGCUCCCUUUCAAGGAGGAGGAUGUCGACAUUCUGGACACAAAUCAGAAGAUUCUCUUCCUCGAAAGAAUUCAGUCCUACGCUGCCCUACCUUCGUCCCAUGUCACACUGAUGGGCACCCUCUAUCACUUUGCUGACACUCCCAAUGCCGAGCUCCGUUUCCGUUUCUACGAAUUCGCGUUCCUUGACCCCAAGUCCUCCGCUGCGAAAGCGUUCGCACCCGCUGCGGCAGCCUGGGUAACUGGAAACGAUGGCACCGGCAUUAUAAAGGGCCGCAUGAAACUUUGCCGGCCGGUAUUCAGAGGUAUAAACGAAGUCGAUCAUGAUUUGGCGGUGAAAGCGUUCAAAGAAUCAGCGAUCAACUUCCACCCAAUCGCACGCAGGAUGCUCGAGAGGGACAUGGGGCUUGCAUAG